Molecule: messenger RNA, 366 nt
Organism: Rotaria sordida
Lineage: Eukaryota; Metazoa; Rotifera; Eurotatoria; Philodinida; Philodinidae
Source: the annotation of a GenBank genome assembly
AUGCGUUACGCAGCGGCUUAUGUUCUUUCAGUUCUUGCUGGUAAUACAAAUCCAGAUGUAUCAACAAUAUCAAAAAUUCUUGGUAGUGUUGGUAUUGAUUGUGAUAAUACAAAAGCACAAAAAGUUAUUGAUGCAUGCAAAGGAAAAGAUCUUGAACAAAUUAUUGCUGAAGGUUCAAAGAAACUAUCAAGUUUACCAGCUGGUGGUGGUGCUGUAGCAGCAAGUGGAAGUACUGGUGGUGCACCAGCAGCAGCAACAACUGAUGCUAAGAAAGGUGGUGCUAAAGAAGAACCCAAGAAAGAGGAAAAGAAAAAAGAGGACUCCGAUGAAGAAGGAGAUGAUAUGGGUUUUGGUUUAUUUGAUUAA